Messenger RNA from Cataglyphis hispanica, 426 nucleotides. Its product is annotated as coiled-coil domain-containing protein 70-like. Bases 1 to 426 code for a protein of 141 amino acids. The transcript has a single exon. Lineage: Eukaryota; Metazoa; Arthropoda; Insecta; Hymenoptera; Formicidae. The record is from RefSeq and is a predicted model, not a curated record.
AUGAUAGUAAGGUUGAAAAAUGAGGACCAAAGAAGAGAGAUCUGGAAUAAGAAGAAACUUCUGAAAGGUAGGAAGGAAAGGAUUUUGGAGGAUUGGACAUGGAAGGAAAGGAGAAUGAGAUGGAGAUUAGAAGGGAUAGCAAGGGAGGAAGAGAAGAAGGGAAGGAAGGUUUGGAUAGGGUAUGGAAAAAUAAGAAUAGAUGAGAAAUGGUGGAGGUGGGAUGAGGAGGAAGAGGUGUUGAAAGAUGGGAAGGGAAACUUAAAAAAGGGAGAAGAGGUAAAGAAGCGAGAAAAGGAUGGAGUGGUGGAUAAGAAAUGGAAGAGAUGGAGAAGAUGGAUGGAAGGAUGGAUGGAAAGGAUGGAAUGGAUGGAUGGAAUGAGGAAUAGAUGGAAAGGAAGAAGGGAAUGGAAUGGAGAGGAAGAAUAA